This is a messenger RNA of Heterotrigona itama, 996 nucleotides long. NCBI's taxonomy places the organism in Eukaryota, Metazoa, Arthropoda, Insecta, Hymenoptera, Apidae. The record is from the annotation of a GenBank genome assembly.
AUGGCGAAAAAAGUAAAAAUGGUAUUAAUAGAUCUUAGUGGAACACUGCAUAUUGAUAAUUCAGCUAUUCCAGGUGCAGUGGAAGCUUUAAACAGGUGGUAUUUUUAAUUUAAUUUCAUGAGAAUUAUUAAUUGUUAGCAAACAUUAUGGCGCCUCUUACAUUGCCGAGUUAUUGUUUUUUUUAAAUCGAAUGCAUUAGUUUUAUAUUUUAAUGUUUAGGUUUAACCCUGUUAUCAAUGCUUUAAUAAGUAAAGUAGUACAAUCUAAUAAAAUCUAAAGUAGUACAAUCUAAUAAAAUGUAAAUUAUUUUACUAAAACAGGCUCAGGAGCGCUAAUAUACCGCUUAAAUUUGUUACAAACACAACAAAAGAAUCCGGCAACUUCCUUUAUAACCGAUUGGCAAAACUCGGUUUUAACAUUAAGAGGGAAGAAAUUUUUAGUUCUUUAGCUGCGGCAAGAAAACUGAUCAUUUCGCGUAAAUUAAAUCCAAUGUUAUUCAUCGAUCCGGCGGCUAAUGAAGAUUUUGAAGAUUUAAUAAAAAAUGAUAAAAAGGAUGCUGUAGUAAUAGGCUUGGCACCAGGCAAAUUCAAUUAUGAAGAAUUAACAAGAGCAUUCAGGUUACUCUUAGAUGGCGCAUCGUUCAUAGCCAUUCAUAAAGCACGAUAUUAUAAAAGACCAGAUGGUUUAGCGCUGGGACCAGGCGCAUUUAUUGCUGGUUUGGAAUAUUCCGCCAAUGUCAAAGCAGAAAUUGUCGGAAAACCAACUGCGGAGUUCUUCAAAGCCGCUUUGGGAAAUGUGUCUCCGGAAGAAGCAAUUAUGAUUGGCGAUGACGUUAAAGAUGACGUAGCCGGCGCCCAAGCUAUCGGUAUCAAAGGAUUUUUGGUACAGACUGGAAAAUAUCGAGACGGAGAUGAGAAUACAAUAACACCACCGCCUACGAAAGUAUGCAGCUCUUUUGUUCAAGCUGUAGAGUUUAUUCUUGAAAAAGAAAUAUAA